AUGGCUGACAGCGCGCCAACACUCGCGACGUGCACAACAACGUUUGAUGACAUCUCAAACAACUAUGGUAUUGUUGCUGGCCCUGUGUCAGGCUCAGCGCAAGUAAUCGCUCCACCUCGUCCGUUCGCCAAAAUACCCUUUCCCCGCGAUUCCAACUUCGUAGAGCGAGGGACGAUACUCGAUCAGGUCCGCCAACGAUGUGCCGUGCCAGGCUUGUGGGCUGCGCUCGUCGGCCUAGGCGGUGUGGGCAAGUCGCAGCUUGCCAUCGAGUAUGCGAACCAGGCGCGUGAGCGAUUAGCUGAGACGUGGGUGCUCUGGGUCAUGGCGUUACUGGCGGCAAUAGGGUUUUGUUCUUACGGAAAGAUAGGAGCAGUACUACGUUCUAUUAAACACCAUGCUCUGGGUGCAGCGUUGAAGGUUGUAGAGCAGCGGGACAUCAUCACCGUGAAGCCGAUGGAUGAGGCCCAGGCGCGGACACUCUUCGAAAAGAAGCUAGAAGGGACUAGGAAAGUGAACAGCAUCGACGUUGACGAGCUCACAGCGGCACUAGAGUACAUGCCGCUCGCCAUUAUGCAGGCGGCGGCCUACCUCGCCCAGAGAGGACCUCGAUGCCCGGUGAGACAGUACCUAUAUGGGUUCAAGAAGAGCGAGCGCAAGCAAUCUAGCCUUCUCAACCGCGACGGGGGACAACUUCGUCGUGACUGGGAGGCAAACAACUCCAUUAUAGUUACCUGGCAGAUCUCUUUUGAGCACAUUCAGCAGACGCGGCCCUCCGCCGCCGAGUUGCUCUCGCUCAUGAGCUUCUUCGACCGGCAGGGAAUACCUGAGGAGCUGCUUCGGAGUCGAGCCACGCAGGCAGUAUUGACCCUGCGAGACUUUUACUUGAUCUCUGUCGAGACGGGCGGGGCAAGCUUUGAGAUGGACUUACUGGUGCGACUAGCGAUGCGGAAGUGGCUAGAUGCUAACGGCCGGCUUGAGCAAUGGAAGCAGCAGUUUAUCAGUGGUCUCUGUGCAGCCUUUCCGACGGGAGAAUAUGAGAACUGGGCAAGAUGUCGGACACUUUUUCCGCAUGUCAAGUCGGCAGCAGGGCAGCAGCCGGAGAGAAACGACUCACUGGGCGAAUUUUCUACAAUACUGCACAGAGCAGCAUGGUACGCAUGGAGGAUGGGAAACGGGACAGAGGCCGGAGAGAUGUCUGUUCAAGCGAUGAAAGCGAGGAAAAGGGCAGCAGAAGCACUGGAGGUGGAAGUCGUGGAGACUUUUAAGGAGAAGCUCGGGCCAGACGACCCCUUAACGCUAACCAGUCAAUGGGAGAAAGCUAAAACGCUGUUUGUGGAAGUGGUGGUAACUCUUAAAAAGAAGCUCGGGGCAGACCGUCCCUCGACGCUGACCAGUAUGGCUAACCUAGCUUCGACGUACAGGAACCAAGGUCGGAGGGAGGUAGCCGAAGCUCUGGAAGUGGAAGCGGUGGAGAUCCCCAAGAAGAAGCUCGGUGCAGACCAUCCAUCGACGCUGACCAGCAUAACCAACCUGGCAUUAACGUACGUGCUGGAGGCAGUGUGUCCAACCGUUAGUACACCUAAUAGUACAGUACUGCAGUACACUGAUUUUGGUCACCCUCCAAAAGGCUCCGUAACUAACGGUUGGACACACUGGCUGGAGGUGGAAGUAAUGGAGACUCGCAAGACGAAGCUGGAAGACGACCAUCCCGACACGCUGACCAGCAUGGCCAACCUAGCUUCAACGUACUUGGAGACUUUUAAGAAACUUGGUGAAGACCAUCCCGACACGCUGACCAGCAUGAAUAAUCUUGCCUUCACGUGGAAACAUCAGGGACGGGAUGCUGAAGCAGCAGCCCUUAUGAGGCAAUGUGUGCAAUCGCGCUGCCGUAAGUUAGGCGUUGACCAUCCUGCAUACAUUCCUUCAUCAACAGCGCUAGCUGAAUGGGAGGUAGAGCAAGUGAGUAAGAAAUUCUUGGCUCUGACCAGCCUAGAUGCACUCGACAGCUAA
This is a messenger RNA of Lindgomyces ingoldianus, 2010 nucleotides long. RefSeq lists its product as uncharacterized. The record is from RefSeq and is a predicted model, not a curated record. The transcript is spliced from 11 exons. Bases 1 to 2010 code for a protein of 669 amino acids. Gene Ontology annotation, molecular function: protein binding. Lineage: Eukaryota; Fungi; Ascomycota; Dothideomycetes; Pleosporales; Lindgomycetaceae.